Messenger RNA from Mercenaria mercenaria, 1733 nucleotides. RefSeq names its product globin-1-like. NCBI's taxonomy places the organism in Eukaryota, Metazoa, Mollusca, Bivalvia, Venerida, Veneridae. The record is from RefSeq and is a predicted model, not a curated record. The transcript has 4 exons. Gene Ontology annotation, molecular function: oxygen binding; heme binding. Bases 128 to 532 code for a protein of 134 amino acids.
AGUAAAUCUAUGUGUAUAUAAGAGAAGCACACAUAGCCUCGCCAAACAUUUUCUUGUCGGCUAGACUUGCGCAUCUAAGAAGUAAUACAGUUUCUAAAUUUUGGAAAAUUUAAUACUCGAAAUAAAGAUGAGUGCAGCUGACAAGAAGAAUGUAGCGGAUACAUGGAGUGCAGCUUACAAGGACUGGGACUCUAAAAAUGGCGUGGCUUUCUAUACCAGGAUGUUUGCAAACCAUCCAAAAAUCAAGGCUGCAUUUGUCAAUAGUGAUAUUAAAACACAGUCUGGGUUGUUUGGCCAGAUGGUUCAAUCCUGGAUGGAAAACCUGGAUAAUGCGGGCACGCUGGAUCAAAAGAUCAGCGGAAUGUGUGCCAGUCACAAGAAAAGAGGUCAAACAGACAUGGGGCUAUUCAAAGAUGCCCUGACAGAACUUGCCGGUUUCAUCGCAGACACCGUUGGAAUGAGUGGUGAUCAACAAACGUCGUGGCAAAAAAUAAAUGAAGUCAUUUUGGACAUGAUGAAAACGAAGUUCUAAACUGUCUGUUGAUGAACCAGACAUAUACCUGCGGGUAUAUGUUUAACAGAAAUCAUAUGAUAUAUUUUCUGCAUGUUCAUAUGAUUUACAUACGACUAUAUAAAACAUAGCAUAAUUAUGCCUACAACGGUGGUAAUGCUCGUGUUGGUUUUAGGCAAUGUCGCAAUAAUUAUGUUGUAAGAUUUGUUGACGUGUACAUAUGCAGACAUUCCGUGGCACAUCCUGCGACAUUUGUGUCUUUAAGGGCAUUAGUAUUCUGCGAUAUUGAUUACAUUUCUAGAAUUAAAAUGCAUUUUUUGUACGAUUUUUUGCAUGAUUUCCACCACCGACAAACAAUUAAAAUAUGAGGGUCAUACUUCUAUGUUUAUGGUGAAUAUAUAAUUCAGCGUUAAAAAGGAAACUGGCCUCUUCUCUCAUACCCUCGUGGCGAUGGAGUCCAUCAGGAAUUAGGUGUCGAGAGUGAUUAAUAUAAGAACUUCCUUCACAAUCGACCUAAAAUAAAUUAUGUAUAAAUAUAUAAAAAAAAUCAGUAAUUUCAACAUUUUCAUACAUUUUUUUCAAUGCAUAAAUGAAAAGUAAGGAUAAAAACCAUUUUGACAGUAAAUAAAUAUCACAUACCUGUAUCACAGAAUAAAAUGUGUAUGAUUUAGUUUAAACCAUUGAAAAGGCGUGAAAGAAAUGAAAAUUUCAUCGUUUUAUAAGUAAGGCAAACUUUUUAUAUACAUCUGAACACAAUAUCUUACAAUUUCACUCGUGACUAUGCCACACGUGAAAAUAUCUAAUCUGUUUUUCAGCUGUUGAAAGAUAUUUGAUUUUGCACAGAAACAAAUAAAAGUCCCCUGUAUAGUUGUGGAUUAAAGAACUACAAGGAAUACAAAUCUACAACCAAAACGAAAUGGAACACCGAAAAGAUUAUAGGGUCAAUCGUAUUGUUGUCAGUUUGUCGAAAUUGUACACAUUAAUAAAUCAAUUUAUGAGCUUAAUUUUAUUGUUACAAUUUUCAUAUAUUUUGCAAAUAAUGUAAUAUGUAGGCUUGUUUUAUGGUUUGUCUUGCACAACUGGUUUCUCUUGUACAAUAAAUAUGUUGAGAAAUAAAUAUUCCUUCACUAGUUUACAGGUAUCAGAUAAGUGCCUUAGACCUUUUCAAAAUCAGAAAAAACAUGCUUAUUUUAUUGCUAUUAAAAGCGGAUGAAAAUUAUAA